This is a messenger RNA of Colletotrichum fioriniae, 1017 nucleotides long. RefSeq lists its product as uncharacterized. Lineage: Eukaryota; Fungi; Ascomycota; Sordariomycetes; Glomerellales; Glomerellaceae. The record is from RefSeq and is a predicted model, not a curated record.
AUGACGUUGCGACUAUUCGGAUUUCAAUUGUUGGGACUGGCAGCUCUCCUAUCCUUGCCAGUCUCAUCAGCCCCUACUACUGGUUGCGAUUGGCGGAACGCAAGUGAGGUCACGAUAUUGCAGUCCGUCCCCGGAACACAAUCGCUCGAGAACAUUGCGGUUCGGGAGAAUGGAAACCUUCUAGUCACAUCCACAGCCUCCCCAACCCUUUUCGGUCUAUCGCCAGAAGCCGAGUAUGCGCCAGUUCCUGUUGUCACUAUCGACGGUGUUAACAGCCUCCUCGGAAUCACUGAACUCGGCGAGAAGGAUGUCUUCUACGUCCUCGGGUCAAACCUGACCGCAACCGAAAACUCAAAUGGCUUGUGGAAAGUCGACCUUCGCAACUUCCGUACCUCGCACAACGGAAAUGUGCUCCAGCCAGCUGUGCUAUCGCUCGUCACACUUAUCCCAUCCGCUCUUCAGCUCAAUGGCAUGGCACGUUUGGCCAAAAAUGAUACGCAGAACCUGCUCAUGUCCGACUCUGGCCGAGGAACCGUCCUCAGACUGAACGUGUACACUAAAGUUGUCGAGACGGUCCUUGCUGAGCCCGAAAUGGCUCCAAUUUCAUCGAGUUCGAGCAUCGGCGUUGCCGUCAACGGCAUUCGCAUCCGGGAUAACAAACUCUAUUUCGUGAGCUUGGACCAAGGCCUAUUCGGCAGAGUCCCCAUCUCUCUUACCACCGGAACGGCCACUGGCUCCGUGGAGACUCUGGCCACCAACAUCACUUUUGGUGAUGACUUUGCCUUGUCGAAAGACGGUAAAACAGCCUAUGUUGCCACAAACGGUCCUCUGGAGGUUCUCGGAAUCGAUUUGGUACACGGAGGAAAGACCGUUGUUGCAUCCUCGCCCCUUCUUGGGGCUGCAUCUUCGGUAGCUCUGGACUUCCACCACCCUCGCAGGGUGUUGUACGUGACGGGCGCUGUGUCAUCCGGCAAUAGCACUGUUGGCCAUGUGUCCCGCAUUACUUUGAGGUGCUAG